AUGACUCUCCCUUCCGUCUCUUCCUCGCUGUCGCGAGGCCGCUCUUGCCAGGAUCGUUUCCGAGCGUGCACCCGUCACUCUUCUUCUCUCUCCGUCUACCAUCGCGACAGAAGGAAACGCAUGCAACCUGCUCUUCAAUCUCAUCUCGCUUUCUCCACUGCGCCUUCUUCCCCGUCCUCUCCCUCGUCCUCUCUCUCGUCUUCUCCCCCAUCUUCUUGGCCGUCUACUUCUUCCUCUUCUUCGUCUUCUUCUCACGUGUCUUUGUCUUCUCUCGGGAGUCGACGCUGGCGGGUUCAGCCUUUCAAGCCUCGCUGUUCGCGCCCCGGCUCAGCCGCCGUGUCUCCUGCCCAGCUUCUUCUCCUUCACCACCUGAUUCGCCAUCCGCCUGUCGUCCUCCCUGCCGCGUCUUGGUCGCCUUCUCUUCCUCUCUCUCAAUUUCCCGAGUCUCCGCAGGCCGCGACUGCCCAUGCGCUCGCUCUCGCGUCUUCUCUCCACCCUGGGGCGCCUGUCAGAAACGAAGCGGUCUCUGAAUCCAGAAGCGCGGAAGGACGGCCUCUUCUCUCCGCCGUCGCGCGAAACGGACUCGCCUCUUCUCUCUCCUCCGAAGCUCUCCGCGCCUUUCUCGACGGAUCCUGGCAAUCUUUCCUCCCUGGAGACGGCUCGUCCACCUCCCGGUCUCCUGGCGUUUUCGCCUCUUCUUCAAAUCGCCUGUGGUUGCUCGCGCUGAUCGCCCCGCCGUCCUGUGACAGACGUGUGAGGGAAGUCCUCGAGGCCUGGCUAGCGCAUGCAGUCGGGAAAAAAGAUCCGGAACUGCAAACUGUCUUGCCGAGUGUCCUCCCCGCCACGGCUCAAACGGGAACGGCCACGGCACGGGAAACUGCGUUCAACCAAGACGGCGAACGAGAACAACACCUGCCGCUCGUGCUUCUCGCGGCGAGUCUCCACAACCUGCGUCGCUGGGACUUGCUCCAGCGCCUAAUGACAGAAGACUGUUUUCUCUCCUCUGCCGCCUCUUCGCUUCCUCUGCCUCUUCUUGCCUUCUUUGCGCGGCUCUACAUUCGCGUGUCGGGUCUGGACGCUCACCUCGCGUUCUCUUCUUCGUCUGGGUCGCCUCCGCUCCGGGGCAAGAUCCAAAAUCAAAUGCUUCGAAAGGAGCACGAAGGAUUCUUCAACGCCCUAGCUACUAGCCUGGCGCUCGCCUCCUCGCCUUCUCACUUUCGCUUCCCACCCGACAGCUACGCCGUCUGCCUGCAGGCACUGGCGCUCUUCCACUACGCGCCGCAGGCUUCCUUCACGCUUUCCUCGCGCUCUGCGUCGAGUCUCUCUCGCGCGUCUCCGCAGGGAAGAUUGCCGAUUGCUCGCGAGAAAGACACGCCCCACGCAGACUGUCUUUCCGGGAUUCUGCGCGAGCCCGAGUACGCCCCGCAACUCCACGUCUUUGACUCCUCGGAACUGAACGAGAUCUUUGUGCGCGGGUUCUACCGGCUCCUUCUCGACGAGGGCUUGGGGAAGCGCGCGCGGGAGAGAGAAGAAACGCGAGGGAGAGAAGCGCGCGCGGAAGAGGUACAGAGUGUUGGGGAGACGUUCAGCGAGACGAACCCGACACAGAACAGGCCGAAGAAAGAGGCACUCUCUCUCGGAGGCCUGAUGCGCCUCACAGACGCCCUACUCCUCCGAGACGCCUUCAUGAGAGAACAAUUCUCGCUCCUCCGGGACAGGCACCUGGCGACGUUCUCGUCGGCGGGCUCGCGAUCGGGUCUCCCCGGAGGGGAACCGAAGGGCCACAGACGCGGAGACAGCUCCGCGGAAGUAGACCCGGUUUUGGAGGAAAUGCACUGUUUCUGGCGCGUCUACGUUGAGCACCAAGAGGCGGUGCUCGACGCGCUCGCUCGAAAACUUUUGAAGGUCGACGCCGAGGCGUGGCUGGCCGUCUCGCCCCGCACGCUUCUGCAUCUUCUCCAUGCUUUGCUGCGACUCCAUCGAAUCAGUCCCGACUGCCUCGGCGCCUCUGCGCGACGAAAACGCGGCCAUCAUUUCCACUCUCUUCCCACGCCAUAUGCAUCUCCCCGUUCUUCUUCUCCUUCUCCUUCUUCUUCUCUCUCGUCUUCUCCUCCGUCUGAGUUCCAGUCUGACGCGUUCUCUGGUCGGCCAGAAGAGGGACAGGUGCGCGCGGAAGGAGCGGCUGAGUUUUCGGAUGGUUCCAGAAUUCCGCGAGAAGCGAGAGAGCCGUGUGAGAACGUUUCUUUGCCGAGAGAACAGGAGACAGGCGAUCCGGGACUCUGGCGAAACGCGCUGUGGGCAAGCAUGCUUCGAGAUGCCAUCGAUGCUGUGGGGGGACCUGGAACUUCCGGGCCGAUUGCUGCGUAUGCCGCAUCUGCCGGUCCUCUCUCGCCUCCUUCUUCUCUCUCGCUUUCUCCUUCUUCUUCUCUCUCGUCUUCUUCUUCCCUCUCGCCUCCUUCUCUCUGUCGUCCUGCGUCUCUGUCUCCAUCCGCGUCGGCCGGUGCGAAGGGCGAUCUGUCGAGUCCUUCGCUUCCGCCCGUCUUCCUUCUUUUCGCUCGCCUCCUCUCGGAAAUCCGCCAGCGAUCGGAACUCGAAGCAGUCGAUGCGGCUCUCCUUCUCGACGCGGUUGCCGCCAUCUCCUCCCAUCCUUUCACCCGUUCCUUCUUUGUUGAUGUCAGACGAGCAAACGAUAGAGGCUCGUCCCGGCCUCACCUGACUGCUUCAGUUCCCUCAGAUUCUUCAGUUUCCUCAGCUUCUUCAGUUUCCUCAGAAUCUUCAGUUUCCUCAUCUUCUUCAGAUUCUUCGUCGGCGUCGGGCCGAGUCGCGCGUCGGUCCGUGAGCGUCGAGCGCCUGGCUGAGAGUUUCUUUUCGCUCCGCGAACUGGGCUCUGAAGUUGCCUCGCAUCCUCGGCACCUCGCCCAAGAAGCGCAAGUCGAAGAGGCUUGGAAAUCGAUGGGCGUCAAAGCGCUCCGGAUGAGUCCCCCCGUCGCACGCGGGCCGGAAGAAAGCCCAGAACGCACAACACGGACAGAUCAAACAGGCACAGACGAAACUUCCGUCAACCUAACGAGCGAACCACCUGGGGUCCAGGAGGCAAUCUCGCCGGCUUCUAUGUCUCCUUCUCUGUCUCCUUCUGCUUCUUCCUCUUCAAUAUCUUGGCGGUUUCCAGCAGUCGACGACGGCCUCGUGCGCGGUGUCGUUCAAAAUGCAGUCUUUCGAGAUGUGCACGGCCUCACCCUCCCUGCUGCGCUUCUUCUCCUUCAGGCUCUGCGCGAUCUCCAGGCGUUCGAUAAUUUCCCGCUCCUGGAGCUCCUGCUUACCAACGUCCUGAGGGAAGCCCACAACCUGGAACCCCAGCAAAUCCUCUUUGUUGCGGCCACGCUUCACGGCCUCCGACACUCUCUUGUUCGGGCGCUCUCUUCCUCCCUUUCCUCUCCGUCCCUCUCUUCCUCUUCUUCCGCUCUUUCUUCUUCGUUUCCUGCAUCGUCUCGCUCGCCAUCCUGCAUCGCGGAAAAGGCGUCGACCGAGCCAGCGGCUGCUCACAGCGCUUUACAUCGGGCGGACUGUCGGCGAGAAGAAAAACGAGCCUGUUUCGCCGCCGUCAAAGAGAGACGGCGACAAAGAAGGCGCCUGAAAUCGGUGCGGCAAAUGGAGCGCCAAGUGUUCGAGAUGUUCAUCGACCGGCAGCCCGACUUUUUGCAUGCGCCGCGAGAGUUCGCUGCUCUGUUCUACGUGUUCAGCAAAGGCGGCCUGUUGACUCCUGCGUCUUGCCUCAAGCUGCGGCCGAGUUGUGUGGCGCUGCUGCCGCGCUUUUCCCCACGCGAUCUCACGCUCUUCUCCCUCGGGGCUUCCCUCUCCGUCGCGCCCUCCGCGGCGCUUCUGGCCCUACCUGAGGUUCUCUCCGCCCUGUUUUCCGCCCUCGCCGCCUCGCUCGCGGCUCUGUCUCCGCGGGAACUCGCUACCUGUUUCUGGUGCAUGCACGCGCUCGGCUGCGUGGGGUCGGGGCCCCAGGCUGAACUGCGGCGGCUGGUCGACUCCACGAUGCAACACCUUCACAGGCAAAUGCGUCUCUUUCCUCCAAAGGAACUUCUCUUGAUCGCCCUCACUGUUGCGCGGUCUGAGCUGCGCAGGCAGCCGAUCCUCCUCGACCUCUUCCGCGCCGUGUACGCCUUCCUGCCGCUCUACGAGCCUGACGAGCUCGCGGUGGCUGUCUUCGCCUUUGGUCGCGCACGCAUCGUUGACGAAGCCAUUGAGCUGGGCUUCCUUCACCAUCUCGCUCGGUCUGUCCCCUUCUUUUCUCCUCAAGCUCUCGCGCAGGUCGUGCUCGGUCUCUACUCUCUUCAACGUUCCUCUCCCUCUUCAUCCUCUCCCUCUUCAUCCUCUUCCUCGUAUUCCUCUUCCCCUGCGUCUCACGUGUUUGCUUCGUUUCCUUCUCCCUCGCUCUCCGCUUCUGUGGCACAGAAGCGAGAAGAGAUCCGGUCUCAGCUUCUUCCGCGGAUCCUCGCCGAGGCAGACUCCCUGUCUGGUCGACACUUGGCCAGCAUCUUCAUUUGCUCCGACGCGCUCGCGCCGACGGAGCACGACCUGCGACAGCUGAUGCGGGCCCUCUUGCGCCCCGCCCCUCAGCUGCGGGAGGCACAGAAGCGCGAAAAGGAGACUACGGAGGGACCAGCAGAAGGAAAGAAAGACGCAGGGGGCGGUUGUGGAGUGCGGGUUUCAGAGGACGGCCAAACGAAGCUCGUGUCUUGUGGUUCUGGCUCGGGAGGUGCGCCACGGGAGAAGCGCGAAGCGCGGCGAGACGGGCGUGUCAAACUGGAAGACAUCAACAAGCUCUGCAUGCUCUCCGCACUCGAGCUCGUCCGCGUGCUCCAGAUCACGGCGAGUCUCAGUUUCUUUCCUCUGUCUUUCGUCAAGUGCCUUCUCUUUGCUCUUCGGAAAAAAGCCGCCCACCUCGACUCUCUCCAGCUUCUGAGUGCUCUGUACGCCCUCGACCAGCUUGGGUACGCGCCGCCGCGCCUGCGCUGGCGUCUCGGCUCGCUGGCAAAGGAGCGAAUCGAAAACUACAAAAUCAACAUGUCGGAACUUGUCGCAGCGUCUCCAGUCCUGGACCGCCUUGGCGUCUUCCAGAGACUCGACGUGAAAGUGCAACACGAGAUCUACGACCGCCUGGACGAAGAGACGCGCCGCCACAUCGCCGAGCCUCUCCCGCCUCCUGACCCGAGCGAGGCCACGUCGCUCGUCGCGCCGAGGGCCCGCAACCUCGCCUUGCUGCGUCCCAGCAGAAUGGAGGGCGGGAAGGCUGGAUCUUCGAAAGUCUGCCUCCUCUUCCCCAAGAAAACGCGGGGAAAACGGCCGGUGCCGUCAGGAUUUCUUGAGCUUCAGCCUGGCCCCGACCCUCGGGAUGCCAGAGUGGCCGAGAGAGAAGGGAGCGCGCGCGGCGUCAGCUACAACUCACAGAAAAAGAAGAGAACAGCCGCGCCUUCGCCGGAGGAAGAAGCGCUGCGCAGAGAAGAAGAAGAACGAGCGCAAGAGUGGGGAUCACGCGAAGAAAAGCAUGCAGCGGAAAUCUUCAGAGAAGCGAUUCGACGACUCUAG
This is a messenger RNA of Neospora caninum, 5595 nucleotides long. RefSeq lists its product as hypothetical. The record is from RefSeq and is a predicted model, not a curated record. Bases 1 to 5595 code for a protein of 1864 amino acids. Gene Ontology annotation, cellular component: cytoplasm; nuclear microtubule; centrosome. Gene Ontology annotation, molecular function: microtubule binding. NCBI's taxonomy places the organism in Eukaryota, Apicomplexa, Conoidasida, Eucoccidiorida, Sarcocystidae. The transcript is spliced from 13 exons. Gene Ontology annotation, biological process: spindle assembly; centrosome cycle.